This is a messenger RNA of Rhagoletis pomonella (apple maggot), 1326 nucleotides long. Its product is annotated as transmembrane protein 165-like. The record is from RefSeq and is a predicted model, not a curated record. Gene Ontology annotation, molecular function: calcium ion transmembrane transporter activity; manganese ion transmembrane transporter activity. Lineage: Eukaryota; Metazoa; Arthropoda; Insecta; Diptera; Tephritidae. Gene Ontology annotation, biological process: calcium ion transmembrane transport; Golgi calcium ion transport; Golgi calcium ion homeostasis. Gene Ontology annotation, cellular component: Golgi apparatus.
AAUCAGAAUGUGUAUUAUUUGUAAAUAUCAAUUUUAUUAGUCUAUAAUUUUUGUUUUGUGCCGUUUUUCAUCAAACAAUCAUGCUUAUUUUCUGACCCGAAAAUAUUUCCAACAUUGUUCCCAACUUACAUAUGUAUGUAUUUCGUCCACAGUUUUACUAUUCACAAGCAGUAAAUUAUAAUUUUUUCACUAAAAGUACAACACAGUAUACCAACAAAAAAAAAACGAUCCCUCCAUUCACACACGCCUAAUCAAAUUUUCUUUAUUUCUCUCUUGCCAUACAAUUUCUUAAAAAAAACCCAGCUGGAACGUUCCGCUAGCUUGGUUCAGGAUGCCGAAAGUGGUGUUGUACGCAAGAUACCAAAGAAGAGUGCAACCCAUAUCACCAUGCGCAUUUUGAUGCAGGCCUUUACGAUGACCUUCCUGGCCGAAUGGGGCGAUCGUUCGCAACUAACCACCAUUAUUUUGGCCGCCAGCAAGAAUGUCUAUGGCGUCAUUACCGGCGGUAUUAUUGGCCACUCCAUCUGCACCGGUUUGGCUGUAAUCGGUGGACGUAUGGUGGCCGCUAAAAUUUCUGUGCGCACUGUUACAAUACUCGGUGGCAUUGUAUUUAUAGGGUUUGCAGUGUAUGCUUUGAUUGUAAAACCAGACGAUAUUUAAAGUGCAACUUAAACAAAAAAAAAAAAAAUGGAAAUUCAUGUGCGAAAUGACGAAGAUAAACGCAACGGAAAUAUGCAGCAUCAAAAAUAAUUUACUUUAGUUUCAUACUAACAAACCAAUUCUAUAUUUUUUACAAAGUAAAGUGCUCAAAGUGUUUUAAUAGUUUUCACUUAUUUUUUUUGUUUCAAAUUUAUUUAGAUAAUUUUAUAAGAUACCGAACUUUAACAAGUAAAGUGCCUUCCUUUUGCCAUUUAGAAAAUUAUUUAUUCAAAGAGUUCACAAAAACUGCAGAAAAAUGUGCUAAAGCAAUAUGCAACCAUGACAUUUUUAGUUGGUUUUUAACAUAAAAUUGGCGCGCAUUAAUUAUUCGAAAUUCGUUCAUUUGUAAUUCGUUUCGAAUUGCUGCAUAGCUCUUUCUUAUGAUGCACUUAAAUAUACAUUUAUAAGUUGUUACUAUUUGCCAAUAUUACUUAAUGUAAAACAGUCUGUGUUGCUUACUCUUACAAUACAUGUUGUGUAAAUAAGCUCAGCGUGUGUAACAAAAGUUAUAUAAAUUUCAAAAAAAAAAAAACGAAAUAAAUAAUCACUGACUGUAUAAGCAAUCAAAUCCUACCUACUACUGAAAUGUUUUGUAAAUCCGCUCGAAGAUGCAAUUGACAAAAUUGC